AGUACAAUUCCAAAUCGGAAAAUUAUAAUCUCUCUCUCUCUCUCUCAAAUUCUCUACCACACAACAAUUGAAACUAACCAUGAAAAACUUGCCUACAAAGAAGGAAGUCAACAAGGGAGCAUGGACGGAAGAAGAAGAUAGAAAACUUGCUGAAGUUAUUGCAGUUCAUGGUGCUAAGAGAUGGAAAAUUAUUGCAGCCAAAGCUAAUCUAAACAGGUGUGGUAAGAGUUGCAGGCUAAGGUGGUUGAAUUAUUUAAGACCAAACAUAAAAAGAGGCAACAUAUCUGACCAAGAAGAGGACUUGAUUCUUAGGCUCCAUAAACUGCUAGGGAACAGGUGGUCUUUGAUUGCUGGGAGGUUACCAGGUCGAACGGAUAAUGAAAUAAAGAACUACUGGAAUUCUCAUUUGAGCAAGAAAAUAAAGCUGAAUGAGAACCAAUUAGCUGCAUCACAAAGAGCAUGCUCCAAGACAACACCCAUGGAGGAGAAUUGUAGUUUUGGGGUUAGAGAACCAAAUAAUUGUAUUUCUAACAGUACUGGAGGUGUUGUUGAUCAUGGAGGCUCAAAUGUCAACUUCAAUGUCGAUGAUUUCUUUGACUUCUCCAAUGAGGAUCCAUUGAACUUGGAGUGGAUGAGCAAGUUCAUAGAAUAGUCGUACCUAGCUAGUUCGACUUCUCUGCGAUGAAUUUCGUGUGCCUAUAAAUUAAGGUUUAUGUGAAACUUCAAAACUUGUAAAUUAAGUACUCUUCAUUAAUUGCUUCUCAUGGAUGUGGUUACUAGAGUUGUUCCUGUACUGUGAUAUCUACCUUUUUUGUGUGUGA
Molecule: messenger RNA, 821 nt
Organism: Tripterygium wilfordii
Lineage: Eukaryota; Viridiplantae; Streptophyta; Magnoliopsida; Celastrales; Celastraceae
Product: transcription factor MYB3-like
Exons: 3
Coding region: 80-652 (190 amino acids)
Biological process (GO): cell differentiation
Cellular component (GO): nucleus
Molecular function (GO): transcription cis-regulatory region binding
Source: RefSeq, a predicted model, not a curated record